Messenger RNA from Exaiptasia diaphana, 910 nucleotides. RefSeq names its product HEAT repeat-containing protein 1. Lineage: Eukaryota; Metazoa; Cnidaria; Anthozoa; Actiniaria; Aiptasiidae. Gene Ontology annotation, biological process: positive regulation of transcription by RNA polymerase I; maturation of SSU-rRNA from tricistronic rRNA transcript (SSU-rRNA, 5.8S rRNA, LSU-rRNA). The transcript has a single exon. The record is from RefSeq and is a predicted model, not a curated record. Gene Ontology annotation, cellular component: small-subunit processome; t-UTP complex; 90S preribosome. Bases 1 to 873 code for a protein of 290 amino acids. Gene Ontology annotation, molecular function: snoRNA binding.
AUGUCUUCUUUAGCAAAGCAACUUCAGCAACUUCAAAUUCCUAGCAAUUUAGUCGCUCCUUCGACGAAGAAACAAACUUUAAAGGCUUCUUUAUUGUUUGAUGGAAAAGAAGCGAGCAAUAUCGACAAUGAAACCAUAUUUUCUUUGGCUAUAAAUGGGCUGCAAGAGCUCAUUCUUAUCGAGCCUGGAUUUGCAUCAUUCAACGAGUCGAUUUUCAGUGAUGUAUCAAAGAAGUUAGAGCGAUCGGUGGAGACGAAAGAGUUUAAUGAUCGGCUAGAUAAACAGAUAGCACAAUUUUUGAGAUAUUUGUCUCCAUAUUUUCUUCUCAAACCGGCCCACAAGACUCUGGAAUGGUUGAUACGUCGAUUCAGGAUUCAUAUCAUKAAUCAAGACGCUCUYGUSUACUGUGCUCUUCCCUACCACGAGACGAACUUGUUCGCUAGAGUUGUACAACUCUURGAGAUAAAAAAUCCCGCUUCCAAGUGGCACUGGCUUGGACCUCUGCAAAACACAGGCAGCCCAUUAUCAAAGUCAACACUCAUCCAAAAAUGUGCCACUGACUUGAAUUUUUUGCAUGAAAUUUGUGAAAUGGUCCCUAGUUCUUUAGAAAUGGAAUGUCCUGUGUCUUCAUUGAGAGUUGUUUUUACUUUCUAUGCCUCUACUGUAGUAGGAGCAUUGGAAAACAUUCAGCGUGUUGGCGAGGAGGUCAUCGGGAAACUCUUGCCUUACAUCAUCAAAGGACUGAAAUCUGGUUUGUCAGAGUACAAGUGUGCGUCAUAUAUGAUCAUUGCUCAGCUGUGCAAUAAGUGUUGUUUUGAGGAGCAAUUGACAAAAUCUUUACUUGACAGUGUAUGUAAGGUAUGUGCUUUGUGAACCAGGUUAUAUUGUUGUAAGAGAUACCUCUAUAAAG